AGAGCCAGGUUAAAAGUCAAUCUACAACAAAAUAAUUUUAAGCCUGCAUUUUCAUACAAGGAAUGGCAAAAAGGACAGGACGCCUCAGACACCAACUGCCACACUGCUAUUAUGAAGGUUACUUGGAGAAAAGGUCUUUCAAAGAUAAGACAUCACGGAAGCUGUGGACCUGUUUAUGUGGAAACACACUGUUCUUUUUCAAUGACAAAAGAGACUCAGAUUACAUAGAGAAAGUGGAGCUGAGUGAUUUCGUCUCACUGACUGACGACAACAGCCUUGACCGAAACUUAGACGCAGCCAGAAUGACCCUCCAACUCAAACAAGAAAUCAUCAAAAUCACUGCUCCUAAUGCAGAGGCCAGGGAGCUGUGGAAAGGUUUCAUCCACUCCAUCGCUCACUUGUCAGUCCCUUCAUCUCUGAACCUACUUCCUGGACAGAUCCACAUACUCAAAGAGGCACUGGACAAGGAGAAGCUGAGAUUAGAAAAUAAUACAUCAGCUACAAUUCCUAGUGAUGCCAACUCUAGUCCAUAUAUUAACCCAUUAGCCGACAUGCCUGUCUGUUACCACAAAGUGAACCGCCUGCAGGCUGAGCUGAUGCUGGAGAGAGAGUCGAUGAAUGGAAACCUGCUCCUGAGACCUAGCGGCAAUGGAGCCUUUGCUGUCACCACAAGACAAGUCCUGGACAAGCCAGAGUUUAAACACUACCACGUGUCACGAAGGCCUGAAGGCGGCUUUGCAAUCGAUGUAGAAGAUCCAAUUCCCUGUGAGACACUGCACGACGUAAUCAACUUUUUCAUUCACAAAACAGACGGUUUACUGGCUCCACUGGUUCUAGAAGAAACGUACGAGAGGAGUAUCACGUUUAUUCAGUCAGAUAAUGAAAAUGGAGAAAAGAGUAUCCAGCACCCCUCGUCAAAUCCCAUCCCAAAUGUUCCUCCAAAACCAGUACAAGUCCUGACCUCAGUGCCAGAAUCAGAGUCUGUAAUUGAAGAGUAUAUCUACCUGAACGAUGUUCCGAUUGAAGAAAAGCCUGAAGUCUCCACCACUCCCCCUGCGCAAGUCACAGAGGUCACAAAGCCUCCAAAGAAAGCCAUAAUGCCACCUGUUCCUGCACCUCGCAGAAUAUCCUCUGCACCUGUAUUAAACCAACAGCCAGCUGCAGCCCUCAUUGCAACAGCGCCCCCUACAGUCAUCCGAGGCAGAUGUAACACAAAUCCAAUGGGAGAAGCUAUAUCCGAGCUCAAAUCAGUACUGGAGAGAAAGUCCAAGUGUCUGGAGUGACCCCUGCUGGUGCCUGUACUACACUACACCACUUUGUAAAAGACCUCUCCUCUGCCACAGCCAGAUGAGCCGUGUAUGCUUGAUGCUACUAAAGACUUUUGGAGAGAGAAGACAGGAGGUUUCCUCUUAUGCACAGUGUGCGUGACCUGAUGUUAAGUGAUAGAUAAAGUGUUUAAAUCUUCUGUCAUACGGAACACUCAUUAAGAAAUUGAGAGUGUAUUACCUGCGCAAGGCAUGACACAUUAUCUGCACCAUUUUUGCACAGUUUUCUAUACAGCCAAUUGAGCCAAAUAUUAUUUCUACUUCUAAGGCUGAAAAUAAAAUGUAAAUGUAAAUUUAUUCAAUAGUUCUGUUCAAUCUACACAGAAAACAGUAACUAAAGUAUCUAGGUUGAUAUGGUAUUCAUACUUGCAGAUUCCACUCAAAUAAAAUAUACAUUAG
This is a messenger RNA of Boleophthalmus pectinirostris (great blue-spotted mudskipper), 1724 nucleotides long. RefSeq names its product signal-transducing adaptor protein 1-like. NCBI's taxonomy places the organism in Eukaryota, Metazoa, Chordata, Actinopteri, Gobiiformes, Gobiidae. The coding region runs from base 63 to 1283 and encodes 406 amino acids. Gene Ontology annotation, molecular function: signaling adaptor activity. The transcript is spliced from 13 exons. The record is from RefSeq and is a predicted model, not a curated record.